This is a messenger RNA of Arabidopsis arenosa, 1112 nucleotides long. NCBI's taxonomy places the organism in Eukaryota, Viridiplantae, Streptophyta, Magnoliopsida, Brassicales, Brassicaceae. The record is from the annotation of a GenBank genome assembly.
AACGACAAGUAGUUUCCUUGGAAAUAUCCGUAAAUCAGAAUUUAUCAUAUCCAGAGACGGCGAAGAAGAAGAAGAAGAUCAAAAACCAUGACGAGCCACCACGCGAUCGAAGUGACAAAGACGGUGCUAGAAGUAGCCGACGUGGCUUGGACCGCCGUUGAAACCUACCAUCACCACCACCACCACCAUGACGAGAAUCACGAGUCAACGAAUCCGAUUUCCGAUCCACGAGAUCGUGAAUUAGAAGCUCUUCGUCAAGAGAAUCGUCGUCUUAGGACUUUGCUUGAAGCGAAUCUAAAGCUUUUUGAGACUCUCGCUGAAUCUGCUGCGUUAUCUCACGAUUGCCCUAGCGACCUCUAUGCUCGGCUUGUAUCGAUGGUUACUUCGAAAGAUUUCUUGGCUAGAUUAGAGAAUCUAAGACAAGCUUUAUCUAAUGGAACUCAGAAUCAAUUUCCAUUCAAGGAACCAACAGAAGAUGAUGUGAAGACUGUUGAAGUUCUUAUAGAGAUGGAUCAUCAAGAGCCAAGUUGGUGGGUUUUGGUUACUGAUGAUAUGGUUCCUAGUAAUGUCGAGGAACAAAGUGCGAUCGAUAAUGAUCAUUACAUUGUUGUGAAUGAAGAACAUGUGAUUGAUGCUGUUGCUCACUUCUUGGCUAAAUGUAUCAUGUCAAAUCCCAAAGCUAAGAAUCUCAAACCUGACGAGCUUCAGAAACUUCUGGUCCAAGAAGUUACUGCUUUAAGCAAGGUUGGGAAGGUAGUGGAUAUAUGGCAUGCUGGGAAAAUGUUCUACACACUGUCCACUUGGGGACUUGCAUUUGGAGGGUUAUACCAAGCUCGUGGUGCGCUGAAGAUAGCUGCUAAGGGUGUUCAUGCGACCAGCAAGGUUGUUCUUAGGGCUCUCUGAAAGUUAUAAGAGGUCUAUCUAAUGCGAUGAAAGCGGAGAAGAUCUCCAACUAUCUUUGGGUUUGUCUUUACUGUGCGAGACUCUUUUUUAAAUUACUAGCAUUGCUUGUGUAAAUAGUGUAAAUAGGGUUUGAUCAAUGUUGUAUUUUAUAUUGAUUUCAAAUUCGACAUUUGUUCUUUGAUUCUCGUUUAUAAACACAGACAAUUUGU